This is a messenger RNA of Drosophila virilis, 500 nucleotides long. The record is from RefSeq and is a predicted model, not a curated record. Lineage: Eukaryota; Metazoa; Arthropoda; Insecta; Diptera; Drosophilidae.
GCUGUCAGCCCGACCUUUUUGAUUGUUAUGGAAUAUAUCGUAUUGAACAUAUAAAUUUUGAGAAAUUAUUACUAAAUCAACAUCAAACUGUGCAUUUCUUAUACAUACAGGUGCUCAAAUUAUACUAGACUCAAACGUGCAAUGGAGCCGGACUAUAAUGUCAUAUUGUUGCCAAUUAUAUCGGCCGUUAUGUUGUCUUACAAUCGACCUGUAAGCUUGGAUGAAAUCGCCGAUGGAGUCAUGCUAUUGCUCAAAUCGCAACGUGAAAAACACAGCACGCCCCUUUCUUCCAGUCUGGAGGGCACCUCCAAUUCUAGCUAUGCACGGAUUGUACCUGCUAGAAAGAGAAAUUGAAGCUGCCCUGCCGUUGGAAUGACAAAAGGAAUUAUAAUUUAUAAUAUUUACACUAAUUGGCGUCUCUCAAGCAAUAUCUAAAAACAAAAAGUUAUUCGGCUACCAAAUUGCUGGCACUUAACAAAUAAACCAAUAAAACAACCAAA